Messenger RNA from Penicillium coprophilum, 1191 nucleotides. RefSeq lists its product as uncharacterized. Lineage: Eukaryota; Fungi; Ascomycota; Eurotiomycetes; Eurotiales; Aspergillaceae. Bases 1 to 1191 code for a protein of 396 amino acids. The record is from RefSeq and is a predicted model, not a curated record. The transcript has a single exon.
AUGCCUAAGAAGAAGGUGCCUGCCCAGUCCGAUACGUCUGUUUCAGCACAAUCCGAACAAUCAAUAGGUUCUCAGUUCGCGAACCAAUCGCCCGCCACAAGCACCAACAGCCGCAGCAGUGGUGGUCUCACUAGAAUGAUGAGUACCAUUUAUGAGAAAUUCUCAUCCGGCUCCAACAGCAACCAAUUAGACAGUUUCGAUGGUGCAGCGAGCCCUGAUCUUCGCACGGCACCUGAGGUUAGAAAGACUGAUCUUCGUACGGCACCUGAAGUUAAAACGAAGCAUCCCGCCCGAAAAGAUCCUCUGCCUAAAAAACGGCGCGUUUAUCCCCUUGGAAGCAAGCAUGGUGGAGUCAGCAAGCCUUCGCCAACCCCUGUGAUGUCCAAUGUGAUCGCAGCAACCGAGGAAGCCAUAAUAGGAAUUUUGGACAGAACGGAGUUGGAGGGAACUCGGUAUAGUUAUGUGGCGAACAAAUGGACUGCUCCUGCCCUGUAUCCUGAAUCCGUGGAUUUCCCAAACUUUAUAGAAACUAAGGUUCAGGUCUUUCCGGCAGACACAUAUGACGCAGCUCUCGACAUGGACUGUUCUGGCAGCAACACCGACCAAAUGCCUGUAUGUGUUCUUAACUUUGCCAAUGCCAACGUUCCUGGUGGGGGCUGGCGUCACGGUGCCAAGGCCCAGGAGGAACAGCUUUGUUAUCGAAGCACACUCAUCGGGGCUCUCCAACCAGAUCUCUACCCUAUGGGAGAUUUGGAGUGCCUCUAUUCACCCAAUGUGAUCAUUUUUCGAGAGAGUGUAGACAGAGGGUAUAAGUUCAUGUCAUCAGCCGACGACCUACACCGGAACCCCAAUGUUAGUGUUAUCAGCAUGGCAGCGCGAAGCAGGCCCAAGUUGACCGCCGACAAAUCCACCUACAAUGACCCGGGGCAAUCUUAUCUCAUGAAAGACAAGAUGCGAUUGAUUCUACGCACGGCAGCAGGCAACAAUCACCGGCGCUUGGUCCUUGGUGCCCUUGGCUGUGGGGCCUUUUCCCAUCCCUCCCAGGUGGUGGCCGAUUGCUGGAAAGAGGUUCUCAUGGAAGUCGAGUUCCGGGGUUGGUUUGAACAAGUUUAUUUUGCAAUCAGAGAUGGGCCCACAGAGAAAAAUGUGGAAAAAUUCGAGAAGACAUUGCAUGGUUUGAACAUAGGAUGA